AUGGCCCUUUCCGACGAUACUCCAUAUACCAGCGAGAGAUUCAUGGCUGAUGUCAAAGAGCUGGCUAUUGGGACACUUCAACAGCCGCAUAUUCGUGCUGUCACGCCUGAGCAGACCAAACAAGACGGUACAAUUGAGACAACUGAGGCUUUUACCCAGGCCGCUAGAGAGCUAGGACGUGGUGUCACCGUGUUUACCGGUAGCAAAGACUCAAAGGAAACGGACAGAAAAGACGAAUACCUGAGCAAAUUAGACCGUCCAGGUCCUAGUGGCAAAAUAAAGUUUCCUGUGAAGAUCGAACCGGAACUCUUCAAAUGCUACAGGAAAUCUGGGGAGGUGGGCAAGGACGAAAUCUACUUCACCUGGGGAUUUGGUGGUGACGGUGGAGAAGAGGUCGCCCAUCGAACGCCCGAAUUCGGGUCUGUUGUAUCGGGUACACAAAGACCCUUUCCCAAAACCACACCAGUCUUCCUGGGAUGGGUGGAGAAUGCUUGCGCUGGCCACAUUAUCUGCUGGGAGGCAGACCACAGCACCUCCGACUGGUACAACAAGCUAAUCAAGGUCAUGCGAGAGGUUGCCAAUCACAGCUCUUAUUUGUCCGUUAGUGUGGGUGACGCUAAUUGGGACUUCUUGAUCGGACUCAUUCCAGGCCCCAUUGGGGAAUUUGGCGAAAUCGGUUUUUGGCUGGAAAAUAUUGCGAAUCUUAUCGCCAACUUUCUGGAAAUCUUUCGCAAUAAAGACGAUAAGGUCAUGGAACAUAGCUAUGCCUAUGGUCGUGAUUAUUUGCUGGAGUAUAUGCCUGAUGUGCGUCAGAACAUCGACAAAUGGCGAAGUGGGGGUUUGAAAGCGAGACUUACGAACAAAAACUUCUAA
Messenger RNA from Aspergillus oryzae RIB40, 873 nucleotides. RefSeq lists its product as uncharacterized. The coding region runs from base 1 to 873 and encodes 290 amino acids. NCBI's taxonomy places the organism in Eukaryota, Fungi, Ascomycota, Eurotiomycetes, Eurotiales, Aspergillaceae. The transcript is spliced from 2 exons. The record is from RefSeq and is a predicted model, not a curated record.